Molecule: messenger RNA, 5061 nt
Organism: Etheostoma spectabile (orangethroat darter)
Lineage: Eukaryota; Metazoa; Chordata; Actinopteri; Perciformes; Percidae
Product: genetic suppressor element 1
Exons: 14
Coding region: 309-3368 (1019 amino acids)
Source: RefSeq, a predicted model, not a curated record
GUUCUCCCCAGUGGUGAUCGUCCCAGUCUCUUCCCCGGCCAUGCCACGUUGCCCGUACCCCCCCUAAGGGGGGCUCUUUAGGCCCCUCCUGGGCCGACCGGGGGCCACGGGUCCCCAGACCCCCCCAUUGUUACCAUUGCCCCCCCAAAGCCCCAACGGCCUGGGGAGGGCCCGGAUGUCAGGUUGAGUCGAGUGUUCAGGGACACAGUAGGGAGCGGGUGGGUGCUGAGAACACCCAGGCACAACAGGAUAAGAGGACUCCGCCUCACCCCUUGACUCACCCCUUUGGCCUCACCCCCAACUCUGUCAUGCAGGACCCUAGAAUACAGAGCCUUAGUUUGCCUGGGCAGAUGCACCCCGGGGUACCCUCGGGUGCCGUCCCAGAGGAAUACCUGAGAGCGCUCCGGCCCUUUGCCACCUCAGAAGACCUCCGACUGACCUCUCUACCCCUGAGUCUGGACCCUGCCGCUGCUGCCCACGCUGCAGCUGCUGCUGCUUACUAUCAUCCUGCUUACCUGCAUCACCCGCUGUCCUUACCAAGCUAUAGUCUGACUGGUUUGCCUGUGUCCAUCUGUCCAUCCGUCCGUCACAGGAUGGAGGAGUCCCUGUGUCUUUCUGCGCUGCGGUCGCAGUUCUUCUCUGUGCCUGCAGGGGGCGCCUUUUCUCCUCUUCACCCCUCUGCCCUCCACUUGCACCUGCCUGGAGGCCGCUACCCAGGAGAACUGAACCACACAGCAGUACUAGCAGAGAGGCUACAGAUGGAGAAUGAGCUCCGCCAGCGAGAGAGAGAGCAAGAGCGUGAAAGAGAAAAAGAAAGGGAGCGCGAGGCAGGGCUGGAACGAGAGAGAGAGAGGGAAGAGGAGCGGGAGAGAGAGCUGGACAGACAGAAGGAGAGGCAGAGGGAGAGACAUCAGCAGAUGGUCAGAGCGGCCGAGAGCCACUACCUGGCUGAGCUGCAGGCUCGGAGGGCACCACUGGAGGACAGGGCCAGGCCAGGAGAGAGGCUGACCCCGAACAGACUGGAUAAAACCAAGGACUUUGAGCACCCAGGUUUCCCAGCACCCAAACCUUUGUCUCUGCAGCCUGGCCUUCACUCCUCCAGGGGCUCUAUCCCACACCCUGUGCCCAGCCUGGUGCCUUCUCACCUGGGGAAGCAUCAUGCUGCUGCUGGGGGGAUCCAUGGAGCUCUGGCUGCAGCCAUGAUGACUCAGAGGGCCAGUGAGGCAGCGUGGUUAACACGGCAACGGGGGCAAGGGCAGGAGAGGGAGGGUCCGCUCGAGAUGGGCCUCAGGUCACCUGGGAAAGGGGCUGAGCUGAGGAGAGAGAGUCACAGAACCAAUUCAGUUCAUCACAAGCCAGGCAGCAAAGAUCUACCUCCAUGUCUCGGUGCUCCACCUCCCCUUAUCUCCCCUAAAGGUCCCCAUAAUCCUCCUGCCCCUCCAACUACACUGUGGAACCCAGCCUCCCUUGUCGACACCCCCACAGACUCGCGCAGAAAACUCAACCCUCCUACACCACCAAGUCGGCCACCUCCAGGACUGACCAGAGCCAACAGGCCCCCUUUGAGCUGGGGGGAGAAGCUGGAAGAUGGAGGCAGGGGGAGAGGGGAAGGCACAGAGAGGUACACUUCACAGAGGGGAGCUAGUUUACAAGAAGCAGGUUCCUGGAACAAGGCAGAGCAGGACAGGGCCAUCCAGAGCCUCUAUGACCGGCAUCACAUCAAUAACCUCCACCAGAGGUCCUGUGUGCCUCCGUCUAUUCCCGGUACCUGCACCGACCUGGUGGGACGGGGUCCCGCAGCCUCUCCGUCUCCGGUGAGGGAGCGACAGGGCCAGCCGCCCGACAGCAUGCUGGUGUAUGAUGAGGUUCUCCAGCAGCACCGCCGGCUGCUCAGCAAACUGGACCUGGAGGAGAAGAGGAGGAGGGAGGCCAGACAGGGAGGUUAUUACUAUGACCUGGAUGAGUCAUAUGAUGAGAGUGACGAAGAGGAGGUGAAAGCCCAUUUAAGGAGAGUGACAAAACAGCCCCCACUCCAACUGGAUACAUCCUCCGAGAAAGUGGAUUUCCUGCGUGUGUGUGGUCUGACCACAGUGGCCCAUCGCGAUGAGCUUCUAGCACGAAAGAGGAGGAAGAGGAGGAGGAUGAUGAGAGAGCGCAGCGUCUCUCCGCCAGCUGUGCGGGGCAAGAGAAAGGCCCCUUCACCUCCAACACCUCCAGCUCCCUUAACUACGCCGUACUCUGCCGAGGAGAUGGACAGCAGCGUCGAACUGGAUGAGAAAAAAGACUUCCUCCUUAUGUUCAACCUCUCCCAUGUCAGCCCACAGCAGAGGAGAGAUAAGGAGAGGACAGAAAAGCUGCUGAGGGCCAUUCAGAGGAAGACUGUGACAUUAGACACUCUCAGAUACAAUCCCUCACCUCCGGGUAGUAGUCCUCCUGCUCCCUCAACUGGUGACUCCUCAUCAGCCCCUCUGCCCAGUCAACCAAAUGGACAUCUGUACCCAGACUCACCCAGCCCCUCCCCUCCCUACUUACACAAACCCAAACAUCCACCCCAUAAUGACACAUUCAAACCCAACAUUGACACCAACGUAGCCUGCAUUCCUCCACCCUUGGCCCCUCAUCAUGAAAAAGCAGAAUUUAUGAAGGCUCAGCCAAACGGGAAGCUCCGGGGCCUCCAGAACGGCGUUGCUGCUUCUCCUCAGAAAAAGGAGCCCAAUCCUGUGCAGAAUGGACGGAAUCGGCCCUGGGAGAGGUUCACACCUGAGGCCUUUGCGCAGCACUUCCACCAGGCCGUGCUGCAGUCCACACACAACACACUGCAGAACAAAGGAGUUUCACAUUGUGUCCCUGAGGCCGGCAUGAAGGCCGACCGCUCGUUGCUUCACAACGUCUCUCAACUGAAAAGUUCCCCUGUUAACCAUGCCCCUCAGCACGCACACGUCAACGGUCAUCACUUCCAUUCCCUCGUAGCCAGCAGGGACACUCUGGGACCGCGGGAAAACCUGUCUGAUGAGGACGAGGAGGAGUCUGGUCAGGAGGAGGAAGCGGAGGAGGAGAUGGAAGAAAAUCCAAGAAAGUGGCAGGGUAUCGAAGCUAUUUUUGAGGCCUACCACGAGUAUGUGGAUGAAUGGAGUAUAGAGAGGCAGGUUCUUCACGGUCAAUGUAAAAGACUUGAAGCACACAAUUACAAUCUGACCAGAACUGCAGAGCAGCUCUCUCUCACUAUGGGGGAGCUGGUGAGUCAGAGGCAGAAAGUGAGAGAGGAGAGGGAGAGACUGCAGGCCCAGCUCGAGCACUUCAGGAGGUGUUUGACGCUACCUAACAUUCACUGGGGCAGGGGGCAAGUCAACGGGCACACGCCGAGGUGACCUCUGACACCAACUCCCUGACGGAUACGCCUCUGACAGCGAAGGAACAGUAACAAGAACAAGACAGACUGGAGCCAGACCACUCUCUGCACUUGAAGCACUUGAAUCCUCGUCUUGUUACCUCUUCUGGCCAACCAGUUAUGUUACCUAUCUCGAGCCAGAUUCAACUGAUUACCUGCCACGUUCGCCACGGUAACCGUAAACCAUGGUGACCAUAAAGUCUGGGCAUUCCCACUCUCUCUCAUUCUGCCUAUGGAUUGUAACAACACUGUGUAGGUGAAAACAGCAUCUUUGUCACAGUAACGCUAAUCAUUCCCACUAGUCCCUGACUCAGCUUUAAGGACUUUUCACCAUUUAGCUCAUAUCAUAAUAAUUCUUUUGCCAAAACUGUAUCGAUCCGCACUAAUCAGAUGUAUCACUCGGCACAAAUCUGUAGCCUCUCCGGACAGCAAUGAGAAGAGACUAAGCGUGCAGUGGUCACUUGGUUAAUACUCAGAGAAUGAAAAUGGAGUCAAGGAAUCAAAGCACACCUCAGGCCUUAAACUUGAUAAGAUGCACUUGAAAUUAAAUUGGAAUAAAUACUUGACCCUCCUCUGUGUGGUAUAAUGUUUUACUGUCUACUUAGCACUGUAUCUGAAAGAUCAAGCUGUUUAUGUGCUGGUUAAACUUCUCCAGAGGAUAGGAAACAUCUCAAAGAUAUAAUCUAUAUAAUGGCAAUUGGUAUCAAUUAAGUUUUUCUUUUUCUUCAUUGGUUAAUGUCACUUGUAAUAGACAGAUCUUUUUUUGUUUUAUCCAUUUCCUGUGGGAAGCCAUAUGUUUGGUUUGAAUUGCUGCUGGUCAGAAUAAAUGAAGGAUGUUAGACAGUUGUAUUUGAAAAAAUGUUAUGUGAUGUCAAAAUGUUCGGGGGUUGACCCACAAUGCAACAGGGAAGACAACUUAGCGAAUGUCAUUUCUUGUCACACAUUAUGAAGUUGUCAUGACGAGCUCAGAUGGUUUAUCCCAGAGUCUGUGUCCCUCCACAUGGCUAUACAUGUUAUGAAGACUUGAAGAGAAUAAAAUGUGUGGUAUUUUAAAAGUUCCUUUUACCUGUAAAAGGGCAAUUGCAACAUUCUGCACAUGUUCUUACUAAUUGGCAUCACUUGAGUGAAACUGCAGUACUUUUAGACAUAUUGUUCAACCUUACACUCGUUUUCACCUACAAGGUGUGUGUUGAAAAAGUGAAAAUUAAAAAAAAUAUUUUUCUGUUCCAUUUCAGGACUGUCAAAACUUAUAAAGGAUAUCUUUCACUUGAUACUGUAGCAAAUUGUUAAUGGGUGACAUCAAAAUCAGAAUGUCACUAGUCCUCUGUGGAUAAAUAAAAUCCACCAUUUUCUUUUUUGAUGAUUUUUUUUGUUCAAUUUAGAUAAAACAAAUAUUCACAUUACACAUUCAUAAUUUCUGCCCCUUCCCAUCUGAAUAUUAAAAUCCCAGGAGCCCAUUCCUACAAGCACAAGCUACAGUAGCAAUCUCCCCAAAUCGCCUGACCUUCCUGCAUCACCUGUUCAGUCUCCCCUUCUUGCUGUAAAAUCCUGCAUAUUUGUUUCAGUUGUCAUGUAAUGUAUUAUUUAGACUGUAUAAUUGUGAUGAAUUAUUUAUUAACAUAUAUUGCUGUACAUUCUGAUGGAAAUUUACAUUAAAAUAUUUGUAAAAUGUC